Sinocyclocheilus rhinocerous is the source of this 1305-nucleotide messenger RNA. Its product is annotated as thyroid hormone receptor-associated protein 3-like. Gene Ontology annotation, molecular function: mRNA binding; DNA binding; transcription coregulator activity. Gene Ontology annotation, biological process: mRNA processing; positive regulation of transcription by RNA polymerase II. Lineage: Eukaryota; Metazoa; Chordata; Actinopteri; Cypriniformes; Cyprinidae. The transcript is spliced from 2 exons. Gene Ontology annotation, cellular component: mediator complex; exon-exon junction complex. The record is from RefSeq and is a predicted model, not a curated record. The coding region runs from base 65 to 439 and encodes 124 amino acids.
CUAUGUGUCUCUGAUGUUUCCUCUUUAUCUGCUCUUCUCUUGUAUUUGUUACUAGCAGCCGAGAAUGAGAGGAAGAGGAUGGAACCGGGGAAACUACCCAGGCAACAACAACAACAACAACAACCCUCCCAAUAUGGGCGGCCCUUCACGGCCCCCGGAUGAGGAGUGGGACCCUGAAUACACCCCCAAGAGUCGGAAAUACUUCCAGCACGACGACCGGGACAAGGAAGGGGAGAUGAAGUGGGUGGACACUCGGGGGCGCGGCAGAGGAAAUUACCCACGUGGCAGGGGCACCUUCUUGGUUCGCAAGAGCGGCGGCAGCCCCAAGUGGACCCACGACAUGUUCCAGGGCAACGCUGAAGAGGGAGAAAUUGAAGAUGGAGGCGCAGAGCACAAAGAUGAUGACAAGUCUGGGGAAAACACAGCUUCCAAGCCAUAGACUGAUUCGUAUCCAUUUGUGUCUGUUUUUCUCUACUGUCUCUAACUCUGUGAGCCCUCGUGAAAAAUGCAUCUUUGUGUGUUCAGAUGUUGGACUGUAGAACCCCAAAUGGUAGAGCCAUGUCAUUUAUAGCAACAAACCAUCUGCUAUUAUUUUUCAGUUUUUUUUUUUUGUUUUGUUUUUCUUUCUCAUUUUUGGGGUUGCGGGGGGUGAUUGAAAAUAUAAAUUCUGCCAUUUGGUGGCUAAAAUUAAUUGAUUUUCAUUUAAAAAGUGCAAUAAAUCUGUGCACUUGUGCCUUAGAUUUAACUGUAGUUUUAUGAUUCCUUUUUUACUUUUUAUUUGAUUUUUGAUUUUUCCAGUAGAUUUCCCCUUUUCUGUUUAGAAGUGCAUGUAAAUUCAUUUAUACAUGCUGCAAUCUUUUAUAUUUCUUCUCUUUUGGUGUAUGGUUCAGUCUCAUUGGCGCAUAUCCCUUGUGGACCAAUACACUGUGUACUGGGCCGAUUUUCUCCAGAAAAUUGUCUGUUAAAAAUGUAAAGAUUCAUUCUUCCUAACCAAUUGGCUCUCAGUUAUAUUUAACAUCCGAUUUAGUUAAUUUUCUUCCCUUAAAUUAUGCCACUGACUAAAAAAAUUGUCCACUUACUUUGUGAAGUGUAAUUAAAAAGGUUUUUUUUCCUGUUUUGAGCAACAAAAAAAAUUGUCAUAAGUUUUAGAUUGUCAUUCAUCAGAUUUUAAAGUGUAGAUAAUAAUAGAACAUGCAAGACGAAGCUUAUGAUGCAUUUAUUGCAUUGUUGUGUUAAACUAUCAAACAAAUUGUAAAAUAGUUCAUGCUGCAUGUUUAGAUCAUGUAGUUUUUCUUCCAUUGAUCU